AUGGAUGAUAAAUAUGAAACUGUUAAACUUAAUUACACUAUACAUAAAUAUUCAAGUUAUUCCGCCAAUUAUGUACCUGAAAAUAUCAUGAACAACCAUCCCACAGAUCAAUUGUCUAGGUGGUUUACUGACACUUCCACACCUAAUCAGUUUAUAAUGUUGAAGCUUCAGUCUUUAUGCAUUGUCGAAUCAAUAAAAUUUGGUAAAUAUAUUAAGGCUCAUGUAAGUGAUCUAAAAAAAUUUCAAAUUCUUGGUGGAAGCGAUGAAAAUAAUCUGUCAUUGUUAUUGACUGCAGGGUUAAAAAAAGACAGUGUAGCUGAAAAAUUCAGAUUACGACAUAGAACAUCAGAAGGGCUAUAUUUACCUGUGAGGUAUAUUAAAAUUGUACCCCUACAGUCUUGGGGGCCAGCAUAUAAUUACACUAUAUGGUAUGUUGAAUUACAAGGCAAAAAUCAAGAAGAUUUUAUUAACUCAGUUAUGGAUACAAUUAACUUGCGAAAAGAAGAAGAAGCAGUUCGAAUACUCUUGAAACAUUUACGACGGCGAAGAUACAAAGAUGCUUUUGAAGCACUAUCUCGAGAAAGUGGAGUUCAGUUAGAAGGAGCAUUACAGGCACGUCUGUGGGACGCCUUAGUUGAAAAAGGAGACUAUAAACUAGCCGAAGAAAUAUUUGACGAAGCAGCUAAAGAAGGGGAACUCGACUGGUACAUGUCGUGGCAGCCGUACACGCCGGAAUGGCGGCAACUGUGCGGCUGCUCGCCGGCUGUCGAGGACCGGCUCUCCUGCGACUCGAUGCCGGCGAGCCCCCGCACCCGCACCGCUGACCUGGCUUGUUCUGAUAGAGAGGCAAGAGCUGAUAUGCCGGAGAUGGCAGUAAAUGGUGUAGAAUCGUCGGAGGCGUCCUACAUGUACAACGUGGGCUGCUCCGAUCGGCCCGGCCCGCGGGGAGGACACCAACUAGUCGUGGAUCCUAACACAGGAACACUAUACCUGUUCGGAGGAUGGAACGGCACGGAGGACCUGGAUGACCUGUGGAGCUUCGACACGGCCGCCGAGCGCUGGACGCUGCUGUGCCGCCACAGCGCCCGCGUCAACGGGCCUUCGCCCCGCUCCUGUCACAAGAUGGUUUUCGACCCGGUCAACGAGUGCCUCUACACUUUGGGACGCUACUUGGAUAAUGCUCAGCGUAUUCCUAGUAAUAUGAACAGCGACCUGUACACGUACAGCGUGCGGCGCGGCGAGUGGGCGCUGGUGUGCGCGGACACGGCGGCGGCGGGCGGCCCGCGCCUCGUGUUCGACCACCAGAUGUGCAUGGACGCCGACACCCAGACCAUAUACGUGUUCGGCGGCCGCGUGCUGCCCGCUAACACGUCGGAGCUGGUGCAUCCGCAGUACUCGGGGCUGUACGCGUACUACGCGCGGCGCGACACGUGGCAGCUGCUGCUGGCCGACCGCCACGAGCUGCACGCGCCGCAGCCGCGCGUCUCGCACUCCAUGCUCUUCCACCCGGUACAACGUCGGCUGUACAUGUUUGCGGGGCAGCGCAACAAGGAGCAGCUGGUGGACCUGUGGUGCUGGGACUGCGAGGGCGCGCAGGGCGGCGAGGGCGGUCCGGCGCACGCGCUGUGCAAUGCGCCGCCCCGCGCUCCGCCCCCGCAGGGUUUCACCCAGCGCGCCACCCUCGACCCGGACACUGACGAGAUACACGUGCUUUCUGGCAUGAGCAAGGAGAAGGACAAGCGGGUGUACAACACGCUGUGGGUGUUCUCCCUGCGGCGGCGCGCGUGGGCCUGCGUGUACCGCACCGGCAGCGCCGCGCCCGGCGAGCCGCGCCCGCGCUUCGCGCACCAGCUCGUGUAUGACCCCGUCCGGAAGAUCCACUACCUGUUCGGCGGCAACCCUGGCGCGGCGGGCAGCCCGCGCCUGCGCCUGGACGACCUGUGGGCGCUGCGCCUGCGCCGGCCGCCGCGCGCGCCCGCCGCCGCGCGCGCCGCGCUGCGCGAGGCGCGCUACCGCGAGCUGGCCGCCGCCGGCGCGCCCGCCGCCGCCGCCGCGCUGCACUACCUGCGCCACGACCUCGGCGCCGUCGUCGACCACCGGGACCCGCUCCAGGUAAAGCACUUCCAGAGGCUGGCGACGGUGCUGUUCGAGGGCGGCGGCGCGGGCGCGGAGGAGGGCGCGGUGUCGUUGGACGCGCGGCGUACGCGCGCGCUGGCCCGCCGGCGCGCCGCCGCGCGCCACUGCGCGCACAGCGGCGACCUCGCGCAGGCGCUUGCUGCUGUUCUGGGUUCAGAUGAAACAUUCGUGGAGCCGACGCAGCCGUUCGAGGAGCUGUCGUCGCCCACGCCCGACACGUGGGACGUGGGCGAGGACGAGGACCACGCGCCGGCGCGCGAGGCGACGCGCGCGGCGCGCGUGCGCGUGUACGACCAGCUGUGCACGUACUUCCGCCCCUCCACCGUGCCGCCGCGCGCAGAUGUCAUGGACCUCGUCAAACUAACGCCGGUCUCGCCCCGUGAGCAAAAGUUUGAGCAACUUAGGAACGUGUUCGCUUCUGAUCGGUGCGGCGCGGGGGCGUGCGGGCGGGGGCGGGGCGGGCCGGCUGUGGACAGGAGUUGGACGGUGCUGCACCGCGACUCGGAGUCCAGGCGUUGUUGUCUCGAGGCUCAGUCUGUCCCGGUCACGAGACUAAUGCUGCUUCGACUCGUAUCAGUGAAC
This is a messenger RNA of Brenthis ino (lesser marbled fritillary), 2718 nucleotides long. Lineage: Eukaryota; Metazoa; Arthropoda; Insecta; Lepidoptera; Nymphalidae. The record is from the annotation of a GenBank genome assembly.